This is a messenger RNA of Rotaria sp. Silwood2, 2628 nucleotides long. The record is from the annotation of a GenBank genome assembly. NCBI's taxonomy places the organism in Eukaryota, Metazoa, Rotifera, Eurotatoria, Philodinida, Philodinidae.
AUGUUAUCUAUUAGUGAUACUCUUGAUUCACCAUUUGAAAUACCACUUGAUAUUCAUGAAGAAACAAUUGAUAAUUCAAUAACUCAAAAAUCCGAAUCAUUGAAUAUACAACAGCAAAAAGGUUCUCAUUCUGAUUCAGAUAAUGAAAAUAAUCAAAAUGAAAAUCGUCAAUCAAAUCGAUUUGUUCAAUUUCUUCGAUUAACAUCAUCAAAUGUUGAAAAUAAUCAAAAUGAACAAAGAAUUCAACAAAUGCCUUCAAUGAAUAUUAGUUCUAAUCGUGAUUUGUCUAAUGUUCUGGAUGGAACUCAAUUAUUACUUACGCGACUUGGCAUUAUCAGACAACAACAAGUCGAACAUAGUGAAGCAUCAAAUGGUAAUGCUCCUCGACAAAAAGGAAAUGUUGAAUAUUUUAUUCUUGUUUAUUUAAAUUCUACACAUCCUGAUGAUUUCAUAAUAAAAAAUCUUCGAGGUCUUGUAAAUUUCUUGAAAAUUUUUGAUGAUACUGAUGAUUGUAUUGCUUUUAUCAAUAGUAUAUCAAAUGAAAAAAUUAUAUUUAUUUUAUCAGAUGUCUUUAGUAAUUCAAUUCUUUCAAGAAUUGAAAAUCUUCAACAAAUAUUUACUAUUUAUAUUUUAUGUGAAAAUAAUCAAAAUAAACAAAAUAUAUUAAAUCAAAAAUCAAAAAUAAAAGGCUUCUAUAUAGAUAUAAAUGAAAUAUAUAAACAAAUGUCAAUUGAUAUAAAUGAAAUAACACGUGAUUUAAUAGCUUAUAUGAAUAUAUCAUCAAGUUCUAGUACACCUGAUCCAAUGUUUAUUUAUUCACAAUUAAUAAAUGAAAUAGUACUUGAUAAUGAUGAAACUGAAUAUGCUAUGAAAGAAUUAGUAAAUUUUGCUCGUCAAGAAUAUGAUGGAAAUCAACAAGAAUUAACUAUUAUUGAUGAAUUUGAAAAUGAUUAUGAUAAAAAUCGAGCUAUUUGGUGGUUUACAAGACAAUGUUUUCUAUCAAAAAUGUUAAAUAAAGCUCUUCGUAUACCAGAAGCUGAUGUUUUAUUUAAACUUCGUUUAUUUAUUCAAGAUUUAUAUCAUCAAAUUGAAAAUGAAUCAAUAUCAAAUACAUCUUUAACUGUUUAUUUAGGUCAAACAAUUCAUCAAAAUGAUUUAGAAGAUUUACAAAAAAGUUUAACAAAUCAUGGUUUACUUGUUUUUAGUCAAUUUUUAUGUGGUUCAACAGAUCUUUCAAAAGCUAUACAAAUAGCUAAAAAUCUUCCAAAUUUAUCCGAUGAAUAUAUACCUGUUGUACUUCAUUUAAAUAUAUUAUCAAAUAUGAAAUGUGCUAAUACAAGUUCACUUCGAUAUAAUGUUGAUGAUAAUAAUGAUGUUUUAUUAAAUAUGGGAAUUAUUGGACGUUUAACUAAAAUUGAAAAAAAUCAUAAUAAUGAUAAUGGAAUAGCUUCUAUUUAUUUAACAUUAAUUCAAUGUGAAAAUGAACGAUCUAUUCAACGAAUGCUUGAAAUAAAACGAAAUGAAAUUAAAGGUGCUGCACCAUUUGUUUCUUUAAUUAAAUUAAUGAUGAUGAUGAAUCAACAAGCACGUGCUGAACAAUUAGUUCAAAUGAUAUUUGAUGAUGAAACAUUAAAAUCUGAUCCUAAUAUUCAAGGUUCAAUAGCUGCAUCAUGUCAUAUACUCGGUGCAGGAUGUCAUGCACGAGGUGAUUUUAAACGUGCUGUUGAAUUAUUUCAUUUAUCAUUAGAUACAUUUCUUCGAUUUGUUCCAGCUGAUGCUGUACAAUUAUCUCCAACAUAUAAUAAUAUUGGUUCAAUGUAUUUUCGUCAAGAAGAAUAUAUAAAAGCUCUUGAAUAUCAUCAAAAAGCUCUUGAUGUACAAUUACAUUCACAUAAUCCAAAUUUAUCAGCUAUUGCUUCAUAUUCAAAUAAUAUUGGUGUUGUUUAUUUAAAACAAGGAAAAUAUAAUGAUGCAGCAAAAUCAUUUGAUCGUGCAUUAAAAAUUCUUCAACAAUUAAAUGAAUCAAAUGAUCCAGAUAUUGCAUCGACUUAUGAUAAUUUAGGUGAUGCUUAUGUUUUACAAGAUAAAUAUGAUGAUGCUUUAACAUAUUAUAGUAAAGCACUUGAAGUUCAACGUCUUAUUGAACCACGUAAUCCUCAAGCACUUGCUUCAUUUAAUAAUAGUAUUGGAAAUGUUUAUAAUAAAAUGCAUCGUUAUGAUGAUGCACUUGUUCAUUUUAAACGUGCCCUAGAAAUUCAACAAGAAUAUUUAUCAUCAACACAUCCAUCAUUUGCAUCACUUUAUAAUAAUAUUGGUUCAAUGUAUUAUCGACAAGAACAAUAUGCUGAUGCAUUACCAUGUUAUUUAAAAAGUCUUGAAAUUGAAUUAAUGUGUUUACCUGAAAAUCAUCCAACGAUUGCUGUUACACAUUUUAAUAUUGCAACAACAUAUACAGGCUUAGGAAAAUUCGAAGAAGCUAUUGCAUCAACAGAAAGAUCAAUUGAACAAUUAUUAAAAACUUUACCAUCGGAUCAUGCAGAAGUUAUUGAAAAUCGUUCUUAUAUUGAAACAAUUAGACGUAAACAAAUGCUCAAAGGACUUUUUGAUAAUAAUACGACAAACUUUUAG